This is a messenger RNA of Tribolium castaneum (red flour beetle), 1130 nucleotides long. It is a transcript of the gene Rpn8, whose product is annotated as Regulatory particle non-ATPase 8. Gene Ontology annotation, molecular function: metallopeptidase activity; protein binding. Gene Ontology annotation, cellular component: proteasome regulatory particle; proteasome complex. The coding region runs from base 83 to 1048 and encodes 321 amino acids. NCBI's taxonomy places the organism in Eukaryota, Metazoa, Arthropoda, Insecta, Coleoptera, Tenebrionidae. The record is from RefSeq and is a predicted model, not a curated record. Gene Ontology annotation, biological process: proteasome-mediated ubiquitin-dependent protein catabolic process. The transcript has 2 exons.
UGUGACAUUUGACAAGUCAUCGCCAUUUUUGAAAUCAGUUUGAGUUUGUCAGUGGAAGGUUUUGUUGCUUUUUUGCGCAAAAAUGCCGAGUCAAGAAGUCACCACGACCAAAGUUGUGGUCCACCCUUUGGUUUUGCUGAGUGUGGUCGACCACUUCAACCGCAUGGGCAAGAUCGGGAACCAGAAACGUGUCGUGGGGGUGCUCCUGGGGUGCUGGCGGGCCAAAGGCGUCCUCGACGUUUCCAACAGUUUUGCAGUGCCGUUUGACGAGGACGAUAAAGACAAGUCGGUGUGGUUUUUGGACCACGAUUACUUGGAAAACAUGUACGGAAUGUUCAAAAAAGUCAACGCCCGGGAACGGGUCGUGGGCUGGUACCACACGGGCCCCAAACUGCACCAGAAUGACAUUGCCAUUAAUGAAUUAAUUAGGCGCUAUUGCCCCAAUUCAGUCUUGGUGAUUAUCGAUGCCAAACCCAAGGAUUUGGGGCUGCCGACGGAGGCGUACCAGGCCGUGGAGGAGGUGCACGAUGAUGGGUCCCCCACGAGCAAGACUUUCGAGCACGUGCCGAGCGAAAUAGGGGCUGAGGAGGCCGAGGAAGUGGGCGUGGAGCACCUCCUGAGGGAUAUUAAAGACACCACAGUUGGCACCCUUUCACAGAGGAUUACGAAUCAGUUGUUGGGCUUGAAGGGGCUGCAUUUGCAAUUGAGGGACAUACGGAACUACUUGAUGCAAGUCAGUGAAGAGAAGUUGCCGAUUAAUCACCAAAUUAUUUACCAGCUGCAAGAUAUUUUUAACUUGUUGCCGGAUAUUAGUCAAGAUACGUUUAAUAAGGCGUUUUAUGUUAAAAAUAACGAUCAGAUGUUGGUCGUUUACUUAGCGGCGAUGGUGCGCUCCAUUAUCGCCUUACACAACCUUAUCAAUAACAAACUUACGAAUAAAGAUGCAGAAGAAGGGAAAAAAGAAGAGAACAAAAAAGACAGUAAGGAUAGUAAAGACAAGGAUAAGGAAAAAGAGAAGGACGCGAAGAAAGACGAAAAGAAAAAAUAAGGCGUGUCUCCAGAGUAAUUUUAUUUAACACAAUUUAUAACUAAGUUUAGCUCAGUUUGUAUUAAUAAAUUUUUUAAAAAUA